This is a messenger RNA of Trypanosoma conorhini, 615 nucleotides long. RefSeq lists its product as uncharacterized. The coding region runs from base 1 to 615 and encodes 204 amino acids. The record is from RefSeq and is a predicted model, not a curated record. The transcript has a single exon. NCBI's taxonomy places the organism in Eukaryota, Euglenozoa, Kinetoplastea, Trypanosomatida, Trypanosomatidae.
AUGAGAAGGGUGCGCCGUGUUUAUGUAGUUUUGCCUCAUCUUCCUCCGAUUUUGUGUUUGAGGCGCUACUUAGUGGAGGAUGGGAAGGAAAAUGAUGAAAACGGUCAGGAGCCUGAUUCUCUUAGUAAACUAAGAGAAGUUGAUCCUUUCCGUGUAGGAUACAACAUGGGAAUGCAAAGCGUUCAUCUAGAAGCUAUUCGAAUGAAGUUGACAGAUAAUUUGGAGCUCUUUAAGUCGCAUUUCCAUGCACUUACCGAUAUACUGAAGUCAAAUCAAGAUCAAGUUCGACAACUCCAUGAACAAUGUAACAAGGCGAUUCUUCAUGAGCUGAAUGAGUCCAAUACCCAACUUUUUUCACAACGUUCCGAGUUCGAACGACAAUUGAAAAAGUUGGAGGAGUCGUUAAAAAGUAAUAUUGAAGACAAGGUAGUUGGACUUCAGGCACACAUUGAUGAUCGUUUUGAAAAUUUGAAGGACGUGAUAAAACUGGGCUUUGCAGUACUUAUUUUUCUAAAUCUAUGGAUGUUUUACACAAUAUCACAAAAUCAUCGCCAAUAUAUGAAUGCUCAAACGACACAUGCUUUAGCUUAUUUGCCUUAUCAAGGUAAGAAGUAA